ACAGUAUAAAGAUAUUCACAUUCAAAAUUUUGAGAGUUUAAAAGAAAAAGUUCGAUCCGUUUGCAUGUGAAAAUCUUGAAGAAUACACAAAGGGAAGCGACUGUCUAGUUGCUGUUAAUCAAACAAAUGCAUUGAUUUUAAGCUCACACAUAUCAUUGCAAUAAGACGAAGAGACGAUCUAAAUCUAGCAACAAGAUUAGCUAGUUCUAAUGGCGGGCACCUCCAUUCUGGCUACGAUCUGUGCGGAGCGCCUGACCAAGUUCCUAACGCGUUACUCUAAGGCGCAGACGGGCAACUUGCGCAGCAGCAUUCCAGUGGCAUCGAUUAAGCCAAAUGUUGCACCACCCACCGUACGAGUAGUUCCCGUCGAGCGCAAGUAUUCGCUGUGCCAGUCGGUAGAAAAUCAAUUUCAAAUGCCGCUCCUGGAAAGGCCCAAGCCUUUAGACAACCUCUACGGUUUUAUAAAGGGGCAGGGCAAGUCUCAACAAAGAGACGCCAAUUCGGACGCGAGACCCAGAGUCAGCGGCCUGCAAAGAUCGCAGCUGUUGGCCGACUUUCAUGGAUUUGACGCAUCAGAAAUGCUCUGCAAUGGACGCCCUGUUUUUUGCGGUCUAGGUCAGCAAUUUUUCGAUCAGACCUUGACCAAAACGAAGGCUCGCUAUCAGGUCCUGGCCAAGUAUGCCAAUGUUCUACUUAAUUCCAAGCCGCAAAUACGCCCAAUCUUUUAAUUAUCCCUCCACCGUGCCAUUGGGUCCAAAGUACUUCUUUGUAUUUCGUCUUUAAUCUGUAGUAUGCAGCAACGUGAUCCUUCUUCCUCUUUCGGCUGUAGUCCCAUUGCUUUCACAAUAUUUUAUUGUGAAUAAACAACAGUCGACUGUGGCAGAAGGACCCCGCUGCUUUAUAUCCCAACAAAUAAACAACUAUUCUCGUUAA
Messenger RNA from Drosophila novamexicana, 933 nucleotides. RefSeq lists its product as uncharacterized. The coding region runs from base 210 to 728 and encodes 172 amino acids. The transcript has 2 exons. The record is from RefSeq and is a predicted model, not a curated record. NCBI's taxonomy places the organism in Eukaryota, Metazoa, Arthropoda, Insecta, Diptera, Drosophilidae.